AUCACCGUGACGCCCCGCCUCUCCGCCGCACAUAAAGACCGGGACGGCGCGGCCGCCCCACAGCGCUCCGCAGCUCUGCCGCCGCCUUCCUCCCUCUCCUCCUCUUCCUCCUCUGUCAACCCGAUAGCGAUGGACGCCGGCAGCCCGUGGACCCGCAGCCUGCUGCUCUUCCUCGGUUACCUACUGCAAGCAGUCAUGGGCACAACAGUGAUCCCAUUAUGUGCGCCUGGUGAAAUGGAAAACUGCACGACAGCAUUAGUCCAGACAGAGAACAGUCCUCGGGUGGCUCAAGUUGGGAUAACCAGAUGCAAGCCUGAAAUGAAGGACUACUGUUUUCACGGACAGUGUGUGUACAUAGUGGAUCUGGAUGAGCACUAUUGCAGGUGUGAUGUAGGCUUCUCUGGUGUCAGAUGUGUGCAUUCAGAACUCGUCCGACAGCCCCUCAGUACGGAGUAUGUGGCACUGACAGUCAUCCUCGUUCUGCUUUUCCUCAUCGCCAUCUCUAUCGCAGGCUACUACAUCUGCAGGAGGUACCGAAACAAGAAGAGACACACCAACACUAAUGAGUACAAGGAGGUUGGUGCCCUGUAGAAGAAAAUGUGACUUCCUGCAGCAUUUUGUUCACCUCGGCAGACUUUGUGACUCCCCAUCUAUUUAAAUGUUAUUUUUAUUAACAAUAUUUACAAUAUUUAUAUCCUUUUACAAAUUUCAAUUGUUUGGUAAUCCAAUCAGUAUAGGUCAAGUAUUUUGUUUGCAGUGUUUUAUUUUUUUAUUAAAUAAUAUUUCUUGAGAACUCCACGUCAGUGGUUCUGUGCGAAAGAGAUAUAUUUUUGUAAAAAGUCGUCUUCUUACUCUGAAGAGUAAUUUUAUAUUUAUUCUUGUGAAUAUGCUCAAAACAAUUUUGCACCUGUAAAUAAAAGUUCUCAACAAAGUCA
Molecule: messenger RNA, 935 nt
Organism: Phasianus colchicus (ring-necked pheasant)
Lineage: Eukaryota; Metazoa; Chordata; Aves; Galliformes; Phasianidae
Product: epigen
Biological process (GO): positive regulation of cell population proliferation; positive regulation of mitotic nuclear division; epidermal growth factor receptor signaling pathway
Cellular component (GO): mitochondrion
Molecular function (GO): methylenetetrahydrofolate dehydrogenase (NAD+) activity; growth factor activity; methylenetetrahydrofolate dehydrogenase (NADP+) activity
Source: RefSeq, a predicted model, not a curated record